ACUCUAAGCCCCACCUUGGACUACACGCGGGGACAUUUAUCGUUUAGUUCUGGUCGUUCAAAAUGGCGUUGCCGAAAAGAAUAGUGAAGGAGACUGAGCGCCUUAUGGCGGAGCCGGUCCCCGGUAUCAAUGCUGUGCCUCAUGAAGACAACCUGCGUUAUUUCGAUGUUUCGAUCCAUGGGCCGGCCCAAUCUCCAUAUGAAGGUGGUAUCUUCCGUCUUGAACUGUUCUUGCCCGAAGAUUAUCCUAUGACUCCUCCCAAGAUUCGAUUCUUGACCAAGAUCUACCACCCCAACAUCGACCGUCUCGGACGUAUCUGCUUGGAUGUCCUGAAGAACAACUGGUCCCCUGCGCUCCAAAUCCGUACGAUUCUGCUCUCUAUCCAAGCCUUGCUUGGAGCUCCGAACCCAGAUGACCCGCUUGCAAAUGAUGUCGCUCAGCGCUGGAAGGAGGAUGAGCCCGCUGCGAUACAGACCGCUAGGGAAUGGACCAGAACACAUGCCAUGACUUAGAUUAUUGAGGAGUGACUCAACAAAAUCCACUAUGACGGAAUAUGAACCAAUACGUUGUGAUGUGACCAUGAAAACAAAAGUUAUACUGCGAGCCUAGGCCCUCCCGGCAACUAUCUUUUGGAUCAGUCUCAUGCCCCUGAGAGAUCUUAUAUCAUUUCCUUGAAAGAGAGACCCU
Aspergillus caelatus is the source of this 687-nucleotide messenger RNA. Its product is annotated as E2 ubiquitin-conjugating protein UBC13. Gene Ontology annotation, molecular function: ubiquitin conjugating enzyme activity. Gene Ontology annotation, cellular component: nucleus. Gene Ontology annotation, biological process: protein K63-linked ubiquitination; DNA damage tolerance. The record is from RefSeq and is a predicted model, not a curated record. NCBI's taxonomy places the organism in Eukaryota, Fungi, Ascomycota, Eurotiomycetes, Eurotiales, Aspergillaceae. The transcript has 4 exons. The coding region runs from base 63 to 512 and encodes 149 amino acids.